Molecule: messenger RNA, 1673 nt
Organism: Aedes aegypti (yellow fever mosquito)
Lineage: Eukaryota; Metazoa; Arthropoda; Insecta; Diptera; Culicidae
Product: membrane-bound alkaline phosphatase
Exons: 3
Coding region: 45-1556 (503 amino acids)
Biological process (GO): dephosphorylation
Molecular function (GO): alkaline phosphatase activity
Source: RefSeq, a predicted model, not a curated record
CAUCUACCAGAGCGUGAGAAGUGAAUCCACCAAAGACGUUCAUCAUGAAGACGCAUUCGGCAGUCCAAUUUCUGGUUCUGAGCUGCUUAUGGCUCGGAUACUCUCAAGCUAUCCCACUUGAACCACAACCCCGCAGUUCGGUGGACUACUGGACCAACGAUGCGCAGCAAACCAUUGAGAGCAUCCUGCGCCAACGGGAGAACCGAAAUAUCGCCAAAAACGUGAUUCUCUUCCUGGGCGAUGGAAUGUCAGUUUCGACGGUGGCGAUGGCCCGGAUGUACGCAGGAGAUGAGGCCACGAAACUGUCCUUCGAGCGGUUUCCCUUCAUUGGUAUGUCCAAAACGUAUUGCGUGAACAAGCAGGUUCCGGAUUCGGCCUGCUCGGCGACAGCUUACCUGACUGGAGUGAAAGGUAACUACGAAACGCUCGGGGUCAACGCGAAGAUCCCCAGUUAUGACUGUACGGCCGAGCUAGACGAGUCGACGCACACCUUUUCCAUCGCUCAAUGGGCCAUGGAUGCCGGGAAGGACGCCGGGCUGGUAACGACCACGAGAGUGACCCACGCAUCGCCUGCAGCUGUCUACGCCCAUACUUCCAAUCGGGAUCGGGAAAAUGAUAACGAAGUGAAGAAGGAUGGUUGUGAUCCUAACGUUACGAAGGACAUUGCCAUGCAGUUGGUGCACGGAAAGACCGGUCAGGGAUUGAAGGUCAUUCUGGGUGGCGGAAGGCGUGAGUUUAUGCACAAACAUCCGGAUCCGGAGACUGGUAGCAAUGGGAAGAGGAAGGACAGUAGGAAUUUGAUUGAGGAGUGGUUGAAUUUGGCUUCGCCGGGUGAGAACAGGACGUACGUGUGGAAACGUGAUGAUUUGAUGGGAGUCGACCCGGCGAAAACUGACAGGUUGUUCGGUAUGUUCGAUCCCAGCCAUUGCGUGUACAACUUGGAAAGAAUUCAGGAGGGUUUGGAUCAGGAACCAACUCUUGCGGAAAUGGUUGAUAAAGCGACGGAUAUGUUGCGCAAGAGCGAUAAGGGGUUCUUUCUGUUUGUGGAAGGAGGUCGGAUCGAUCACGCCCACCAUCGAAACUGGGCUCGUUUGUCACUGGAUGAGACCGUGGAGUUCUCCAAAGCGGUUGAACUAGCAAGGAACAAGUUCAGCGAGGAGGACACUCUGAUCCUAGUCACUUCUGACCAUUCGCAUGCUGUUACCUAUUCUGGUUAUUCGGCACGAGGCAAGGACAUUCUGGGUGCCCAUAACGAUGCGAACGACGAUCUUCCGUACAAAACUGUGAGCUAUGCUAACGGUUUGGGAUUCUACGAUCACGUCAGCCCCUCCGACGGAGGCAGGGUCAAUGUCGCAGAUUUGGAUGCAUUGUGGCGGGAGUUCCGUUAUCCAGCAACUCUUCCGCUAGAGUCGGAAACACAUGGCGGAGAAGAUGUAGCUGUAUACGCAUCCGGUCCUUGGGCGCACUUGUUCAAGGGAACCUACGAACAGAACGCGAUUCCACACAUGCUAGCCUAUGCGUCGUGUGUGGGUGAUGGACUGAAGGCCUGCUCGUAGGAUGGUGAGAUAAACUUGUUUUUAUGUAGGAGUUAAGAUUGACAAUCUCGUUUACUAUUGACUAUUAAUUUCAAUUAAAUAUUCAUUGAUAUAACUUUUUUUCAUAUAAACAAGAAA